Molecule: messenger RNA, 581 nt
Organism: Parathielavia appendiculata
Lineage: Eukaryota; Fungi; Ascomycota; Sordariomycetes; Sordariales; Chaetomiaceae
Exons: 1
Coding region: 161-490 (109 amino acids)
Source: RefSeq, a predicted model, not a curated record
GUAACUAGUAUAGUUUAAAAAACAGUCCCGCUUAAUAACUAGAACAUUCCGCUUAACUUAACGUUAAUCAUGAAGUACGAUAACUAACCAUAAGUUAUAACUAUAAGAAUAUAUUAAGUAAGCUGACUAGAUCUUCAACUGAUACUUAAGACAAUAGAAAAUGUAUUUUGCAACUAUAUUUACAGCUUCAACCAGUUCAAUAACUAUACUAGCCAUCCUAAUCCAUCUGCCCUGCUCUAAAGUUUUGGUGUGUGACAGCCAAACACAAAACAAAAGGAAAAAAAAAGUGGUGGUUGACCUGGCGUUCGGGAAGCACAGCAGCUGCCUCUGCUUGAUUUGGGAAACCCCGCGCCAAGCAUCAUCACUCCACCUAAGCCCACCAAAGAGGGGAAGCCACCUUCGACCCGAACAGCCUGAAUCACAGCCUGUCGGUCAUGUGUGGAACGAAAAGACUUCGUCCCACCUGUCCGCAUGCGAGAUGGUUGUGUGACAAUGUCUGGGAAAUGUCAAUGUCUCUUCGGACGCUCGGGCCUUAAAGAUCCGAAACUUUCUGCUGGUCGGACAACAUCGACUUCUCACCC